GGUGGUGUUUGUGCGGGUGCUGGACGCGGUGGAUAGCAGUCAGAUAGAAAUCUAUAAAGAUGGCGUCGGCAACAGCAACCUACGGGCAGAAGGAGUCUUCGGACCAAAACUUCGACUAUAUGUUCAAGAUCCUCAUCAUCGGAAACAGCAGCGUGGGCAAAACCUCCUUCUUGUUCCGCUACGCUGAUGAUUCCUUUACACCAGCCUUUGUCAGCACAGUGGGCAUCGACUUCAAGGUGAAGACCAUCUACAGGAACGACAAGAGGAUCAAAUUACAGAUCUGGGACACGGCGGGUCAGGAGCGUUACCGCACCAUCACCACGGCUUACUACCGAGGAGCCAUGGGCUUCAUCCUCAUGUACGACAUCACCAACGAGGAGUCCUUCAACGCCGUCCAGGACUGGUCCACUCAGAUUAAGACGUACUCGUGGGACAACGCCCAGGUGUUGCUGGUAGGAAACAAGUGUGACAUGGAGGACGAGCGAGUGGUGGGCGGAGAUAGAGGCCGGCAGCUGUCGGAACACCUUGGUUUUGAGUUCUUCGAGGCCAGUGCCAAGGACAACAUCAAUGUGAAGCAGACCUUCGAGCGCCUGGUCGACAUCAUCUGUGAAAAGAUGUCUGAGAGCCUGGACGCCGGAGACCCGGCUGUCACAGGGGCCAAACAGGGGCCCCAGCUGACAGAGCAGCCAGCUCCACCCCACCAGGACUGUGCAUGUUAAAGCUGACUGCUCCCUCCUCCCUCCUCCUCCUCCUCCUCCUCCUCCUUCUUCUACUUCUCCCUCAACUGGAUACCAGGCUCCGGGUCUAUUCUCCAUCACCCUUUUCACUUACUUUCCUGCUUCUCUCUGUAUGUCAGUAUGGAUCGUUGGCUCAUAGUCACAAGAAUCAGGUUGAAAAGUGUCUGAAACGCUCUGAGGUUCUCGUGGACCAGUGCUUGAGGUGUGUUUGCUUCUGGUUCCUCCGCAACCAGGAGCUAAAAUGUGUUGGGGCUGGUUUUGGAUCAGUGCUGAACCAGGCUGAUGCCAAAGCAAGUUCAGUUAAACCGAAGUGUUUCAGACUCUUUGCAACCUGUGUUCUUUCAGUUCCCAGACCUGUUGUCCGUUGUCCCCCUGCUCCUCAGUGUGGUUUAACAAGAAGGAUUUGACGGCGUCCGUCCUCAGAGUGCCAUUUAAAUCCUUCCCAUGUUUACAGUACUUCAUUUCAUGUCAGUCAAAUGUUUUGAGAAGAUGUCAGCCUUGGGGACCAACAAGGUCACAGUUGAGUUACCUAUAUGUUAGAGGGAUGAUUCAGCUGAAAGCUGCUCCAUACCGAUGUGUUAUAUUUCUUAUAUGAUUCUGGAUUCAUACGGAAUCAUAUAUACAUGGAUCUGUGUUACUUUUUUCCUCACCUUGUAUCUCAACACGGAUGCUGCAGGUAUUAGGAAGAGUAUUGUUUAGCUCCGUCUGGCCUUUUAUUUUUUUUUACUUUUCUUCAGCAAACUUUUUUUGUAUUCUGAUAGCCCGGUUUAUUAUUUUAAAAUAUGAACAAGAUAUAGCUAGGUAAAAAUAGUAAAAACAUGAA
Messenger RNA from Limanda limanda (common dab), 1560 nucleotides. RefSeq names its product RAB3A, member RAS oncogene family, b (gene rab3ab). The record is from RefSeq and is a predicted model, not a curated record. Gene Ontology annotation, biological process: protein localization to plasma membrane; maintenance of presynaptic active zone structure; regulation of exocytosis. Lineage: Eukaryota; Metazoa; Chordata; Actinopteri; Pleuronectiformes; Pleuronectidae. The transcript is spliced from 5 exons. The coding region runs from base 60 to 719 and encodes 219 amino acids. Gene Ontology annotation, molecular function: GTPase activity; GTP binding. Gene Ontology annotation, cellular component: axon; synaptic vesicle; endosome.